Molecule: messenger RNA, 1946 nt
Organism: Schistocerca americana (American grasshopper)
Lineage: Eukaryota; Metazoa; Arthropoda; Insecta; Orthoptera; Acrididae
Exons: 7
Coding region: 272-1615 (447 amino acids)
Molecular function (GO): protein binding
Source: RefSeq, a predicted model, not a curated record
UAGCGAAAUUAAUGACAGUUUGUGCCUGAAAAGUAGCAUGUCACUAUGGUGCACUACACUAUAUUGCUUUCUGUGCGUGUGUGAAUGUUUUAUCACUCAUUGGAUUAGGCCACAAGAAGAGGCUGAAGACGUUGGUUCCUCUCCCGUCGGCUGCUACACAUCGUCAACAAACGUGUCUGCAAGCAUAUCUGACAGACGUCCACUCGACAGCUCGUCACCUCCCCUGGCGCCUUCCACCUCACCGUAGUCCGACUGCAGGCUCGACAGUGAAAUGGCUUCAGUGUCUGAGCACAGUGGACUGUGCCACGCGGGAGAAGGCGCUGCAGUGUGGCGUACGAGCAUUGACGACUUGCCUGAGGAGAUACUGAUAAAGAUCUUCUCUCACUUGUCUUUCACUGAGCUAGUGGACGUGGUAUGGAAAGUGUGCCGUCGUUGGAGAAAGCUGUCGCGAGAUUUGAGGUUGUGGGCUGACAAGGAAUACCAUGUCGGGGUCUCGAGGCACUGCAACUCGGAGAACUGUAAGAGCGGCAGGACCGAGCGGGAGGCGAUGCGUAUCUUCCGCAGUGCCCGAAACCUGCGUAAAGUACACAUGUGGUGCGCCGUCAGCCCCCACGUCAUCGACGUGCUCUGCGACAAAUGCCGGAGACUCGCAGAUCUCCGCCUGCACGCCGCCCAGAAGCUUGGCUAUUCGACGGUGAAGAACUCGGUCGAGCAGUGCUCCGGGAUACACGUGCUGACGGCACCCGAUGAGCUACUGAAGACCGAGAAAUUUUCAGAGGCGGUGUCGCGUCUGCAGCACCUCCGUGUGCUGUGUCUGCAAGAGAGAUACGUGGGGACGACUUGCGUCCUGCGUCCUUGUGUGCUGAGACCUUUGGGUGACGGGUGCCCCCGACUGGUCGAGAUUGACUUCGGACGUAUGUCUGUCGAUACGGAUGAUCUGAAGUACUUUCUGAAUGCCAAGAAGAACACCCUAAAGUGCUUACGAAUAAAGUGGUCGGUGGGUGGAACGAGGCACGUCAUACCGUUGCUGCCGGUAUAUGCCGACAGCUUGGAACGUCUGGAACUUUAUGAGUACGACAUAGUCCGCAACUCGGCCAGAGAGGCGUUCACUACCGUCGGAAGCUUGAAGCACUUGCGGGAACUCAGGAUGUCCGUCCCCGAUCGAAUACCGCCCGGAACAGCUGCUCUGGCUUUUACGAAUGGAGGACUGCCACAACUGAAAGUGCUGGAUCUACCACACGGAUACGGUGUGGAAGAUAACACAGUAAUUGCCAUCAGCCACGGAUGUCCCGGUUUGCGGCAGCUCUCCGUCACUCACGCUACGAAGCUGUCGCCUGCUGCCUUCUCGGAGAUCGACCGUCUAGAACAUCUUGAAAUGGAGCUGAGUGUCGAAGGGUGCCCAGGUGACCCCAGAGCCACAGACGGGCUGACCGAGCAGAUGCCCAAUCUCGUAAUCCGCGGCACGGUCCACGCUGAGCUACAGCCUUUCUACUUCGAGGCACUCGAGGACGUAGGGCCCGGCGAAGCAGACGAAGCGGUGGACGACCGUUCGGAGAGUGACGAAGACGGCGACAGUGAUAGUAGCGUCGGCGGCAGUGACAGUGAGAGAGGUUGAGAGCACUAUAUCUGUAUGUAUAAAAAUAAUGUGAAAUUUAUAGGAAAGUACAAUUCUCAGUACUUGUCAACAUAAGCGGAAACUGUUUUGAAGGAAUAUAACAAAUAAUUUUAGAAAUGUGUAGAAGAAACAGUAAUGUUGUUUGAAUACCUGCUGUAAUAAUCUGCAAUAAUGUUUGAUUCUUGUUGUAACAACAAUGGAUUCACAAUGAAACAAAUUUUUUAAAUGAUAAAAUGGCUACACAGAUCAGCAGUUACUUCUGUAAAAUAUCUGGGAGUGUGCGUACGGAACGAUUUGAAGUGGAAUGAUCAUAUAAAAUUAAUUGUUGGUA